CGACUAACAAUAAUAAUUUCAGAUUUGAUUCAAAUUUAGGGAAAUUUGCCCAAGCCUGGGCAGCACUGGUCCCCAAAUCACCUGAUAUUUCCCUAACCUCACUUUUGUAAAUUUCGUACAAAGCUUCCCGUUUUUUACCCGUUUUACAACAAUGAGUGACUCAAAAAAGCCCGAUUCGGGGAAGGUGGACGCCGAGUUGUCCGAGCUGCUGGACAGUGCUUUGGAAGACUUCAAGAGUGAUCCGCCGAAAGAGGCCCCCAAGGACGAAGUCCCCGAUGCGGAAUGGUCGGACGAUUUUAUCCGGCAAGCCGCCGCUCAAUUCGAGUCAAAUUUCGCCAAUUUGCUUGGGGCGAACCCCGAUGGGGCCCAAUUGAGUCCCGAAGAGAUCCAGGCCAAGUUUCAACAAAUCGCCGAAACGGCACAACAAGUUAUAGAAAACCCGAGUGGAGAUUCGAAUGAUUUCGCCGCGACGAUAUCACAGACUCUUCAGGGGUUGAGUCAAGGGGCUGAGGGGCUGCAAAACCCCAAUUUGGAACAGGAUAUUAUGAAUUUGUUUGCGGGACAAGGGGACCAAAACGCCUUUAUGCCUUUCAUGCAAGGGAUGAUGCAGAGUUUGUUGUCCAAGGAUGUGCUCUAUCCCAGUUUGAAGGACAUUUUAGACAAGUUUCCAGAUUGGUUGGACAAAAAUAAAGACAAGUUGAGUCAGGAAGAUGCGGAGAGAUACGAAAAACAACAGAAAUUAAUGGAGGAGAUUUGUACAGAGUUGGAAAAGGAGAAGGAAAGCGAUAGUAGUGAGCAAAAGAAGGAUAGAUUUGACAAGGUUUUAAGUUUGAUGCAAAAGUUGCAAGACUAUGGACAACCCCCGACCGAUCUAGUAGGCGACGUGGGGCCCCCUUUACCGCUAGAAAUGCAAAACAACGCCGACCCCAAUCAGUGCAAUGUAAUGUAAAAGGUGAAAAUUGUUGUUUGUUAUUUAUUUAAAUAGUUUGGGAAAAUC
Molecule: messenger RNA, 997 nt
Organism: Tribolium madens (black flour beetle)
Lineage: Eukaryota; Metazoa; Arthropoda; Insecta; Coleoptera; Tenebrionidae
Product: peroxisomal biogenesis factor 19
Exons: 3
Coding region: 152-949 (265 amino acids)
Biological process (GO): protein import into peroxisome membrane
Cellular component (GO): peroxisomal membrane; peroxisome
Source: RefSeq, a predicted model, not a curated record